Protopolystoma xenopodis is the source of this 315-nucleotide messenger RNA. The record is from the annotation of a GenBank genome assembly. NCBI's taxonomy places the organism in Eukaryota, Metazoa, Platyhelminthes, Monogenea, Polystomatidea, Polystomatidae.
AUGCAUCCAUCUGUCCAUAGACCCGGCCGGUCGACUAAGCUUUGUGGGCAACUUUUGUCGGUCCCUUUGCAACAAGGCGGCGCAAAUUGGCUGACAUACGUGGCCCGAACUCUCCUCCACCUCGACCCCAUCCUCGCCGCUCCACUUCAGCCCACCUACUUCGGACACACGUCACCCCCGAAUCCCGAUCGUCCCAAAUCGGCCUCGUGUCCGGCCCACCGAGCCUGCAUCAACCGAGCGCCACAUGCACGUGCUGCGCGGACUGUUCGAGUCCCCUCGGCCAGUCUCCGCUUGGCUCAAGGUGCCGAAGAAUAG